GCGCGGGUCACGGUCAAAUAUGAUGCUCAGAGGUAAGCCGUGGUCACGCACGACUCCGUCAAAUACGAUGUCGGCGACCUCAUGUGCACUGAUGGCGUAGCGGCACGGAACAAAGCGUGCACGCUUCGUGAAGCGGUCGACGACGACCAGGAUAGCAUCAUGACCGCGGGGGAUCGGAGGUCGAAGAGGACCGAUAAAGUUCAUCGAGAUGGACUGCCAACGACCCGCAGGGAUUGGAAGAGGCUGGAGCAAACUAUAAGAGAGUUUGCGCGCGACAUGGUGACCCAUGUCGGGGCCGAAGUUAAGAGGUUAAAGGAAGGCGCAAAGAAGUUCUGUGCAGGCGACAUUGAAGGCGCCAAAGUAGUGGUCACAGUAGAGGCUGAAGCGUGUCCCUGCAAAGAGCUAGUCAAGCUAAAGUUCCCAGAUGCGUAUGGCGGGAAAACUGAAGAAAAUUUUGAUAACUUGGAGGCUAGCGUCAAUAGAUAUGUUUAUUUACAACACUUUGCACCUGCGGAGCAGGUUCGGGUAGCCUUCCACGCUUUAAAGGAUGACGCGGCUAGCUUCGCGAGGUCCCUAGCGCGUGCAGCCAGUUGUGAGAACAACGUGGUUGCCUAUUCUAAAGUCACCUCCCUUCCCUAUUUCUUCAAGCUCCUCCGAGAGCAAUUCGCUGUUCUGAGGCGUGGUGUUAAGGCCUCAAACAAACUCCAAACCAUCCACUCACAACAGUGGAGGAGUGCGCGAGCACUCAAAGCCGUUAUGGACGACUUGGUAGCCGUCCCAAACCACGGGUUCACUGAGGCCCAGUUGGUCCAAUUGCUUCAUCGUGUCAUGCCGGAGCCCUUACGAGGGCAUUUCUUUGAAAAGAGUCAACAGCCAACCAUGACGUACGAUGCCUUGAGUAGAAAGGUGGUGUUGUAUGAGGCAAAGUCCAUGUUAGUGUCCACUUUCUGGCACAAGGACUUAGACAAAUGUAAAAAGUGGAAGGGUCGUACCAUGUCAGGCCAGGUUAGGGCCAAGGAUCAUCUGAUCCUUACUUUGGACGAAGGUGGUAAUGAUGAAGUCCCCUACAGGCAGAUAGAGUGGGGGCUAGAGGAGGAGGACAGCAGUAUAGGCCAGAGGAGGACCUAUGCUGCGGUCACGGCUGGAGGGAGGCCGCAAGGUAGAGGAGGAGGCCAGAGCCAAAGGGGCCAGGCCACUGGUGGUCUAGGAUCGGGCGCGCAGGGGGUUGGCGGCCAAAGGAACCGCCAAGAGGGAGGUAAGGGUCAAGGUCCCCCGUCAAAUUGUCAAGGUCCUAGUCGGUCCCCGCAGCGACGAGGUGGAGGAUCACCUUAGAGGAGAGCAGGCCUACCCCAGUGAGUGUUUUCCCUGCUGCAACCCUCGAAAUCACGGCCACAGGCACCAUGGCCAUAUGACAACUACUCGUUUGCACAGGGCUUGCAGAUGCACGAAUCAAUAUUCACCCACCCA
Messenger RNA from Chara braunii, 1467 nucleotides. NCBI's taxonomy places the organism in Eukaryota, Viridiplantae, Streptophyta, Charophyceae, Charales, Characeae. The record is from the annotation of a GenBank genome assembly.